Trichomonas vaginalis G3 is the source of this 321-nucleotide messenger RNA. RefSeq lists its product as uncharacterized. Lineage: Eukaryota; Parabasalia; Trichomonadida; Trichomonadidae. Bases 1 to 321 code for a protein of 106 amino acids. The record is from RefSeq and is a predicted model, not a curated record. The transcript has a single exon.
AUGUCUAGAUUACUCGGAUGCAUCUCUGAAGGCCAUCUUGUUCCUCCUUGCGAUGAAAUAGAAGAGAUGAUUCUUGAGCUCUUUGAAAGUGCUGCUUGUACUUUAUGUAUUGUCAUCAUCCACUUGUUUUCUGCAUCCUUCAAGUGGAUAUUGACAUUCUCCUUCGAUGUAGUACUGCUUGUUUCUAUAUCUUCAUUUUCUGGUUCUUUUUAUUCUUCUUGUCUUUAUCGGCAUCUUUUUAUUGUUCGCCCUUAUCACUUUGUUCACCACGUUUCGCUUCAUCCAUUUCUAAUCCGAUUCCUGACAAUUCAUCGCAAAUAG